AUGGGUGAAGGAAUGAAAGCAGCCGGCUUGCAUCUCGCUACUCUUCUGUAUCUAUGCUGUUUAUAUACAGCAGUAGCUGACAGCUCAGGGCUUUGCAAAAUAAUAAACUGUAUGAUGGGAACCUGCAACGACACACUUACAGGCAACCCAUUGGAUUUCCUUCCUCGCUGUCAAUGCAAUCCAGGCUGGAGUCAGCCAGCCAUUGGGCUUAAGAUCCCCUUUCUUCCCUGCGUUAUGCCUAACUGCACACUGGACAUAACCUGCGGUACAACAGCCCCCGCGUCGGCUCCUGCUUUCGUGCCGCUUCCACCGCCCGAGAAAUCUUCCCUUUGCGCAACGUCCACGUGUGGAGAAGGCGGCUCAUGCAAGCAAACGUCCGAUUUUACCUAUGUUUGUCACUGUGCGCAAGGAUAUGAAAACCUUCUGAAUAUGCCGCCUGCAGCAUGUCUAAGACAAUGUUCGUUUGGGGCAGACUGUGCAAAACUUGAGAUAAAUGUGGGCGGAGGCGGAGGUGGAGGUGCAACCGCUCCACAGCCUUCGGGCAGUAAUCGAGGGAGAAACAAUAGCGGAGGCUCAGGUACAACCGCUCCGCCGCCGCUGGACAACAAUGAGGGUAAUUCAGCUCGCCCAGAUUGA
Cryptomeria japonica (Japanese cedar) is the source of this 636-nucleotide messenger RNA. RefSeq lists its product as uncharacterized. Lineage: Eukaryota; Viridiplantae; Streptophyta; Pinopsida; Cupressales; Cupressaceae. The record is from RefSeq and is a predicted model, not a curated record. The transcript has 6 exons. The coding region runs from base 1 to 636 and encodes 211 amino acids.